CUCAACAGGGAGCUAGACCAGAAGUACCAGCUGGGCACAGGGAGGUAAUAUUUUCAAGUUUCUCCAGAGGGGCUUUUAUAAGCAUCAGAGAACGUUAGGGUUGGCUGGUUGGGAAGAACAGGCAGUAACCGGGGCUGACCAGUGCUUCCUGGCUCCAGUGGCUCUCCCCGGGUUGAGGCUCAGGGAUACAGAAUAAAACAGAAGCAGGAGCCACAGGCUAGAAAACCACAGGAGCCAUGGCAGAGGAGCUCGACAAAGAUCCGCUGUGGAGCAGAAAGGGAGGCUGUGGGUUCUAGGCCUCCGUCCUGGUGAAGAGCCCUGGACCACGGAUGGCCCAAGCCAGACCCUCCUCCAUGUCUGUCCUGAAAGCCACCCCUGCCUGACUUACUGCAAGAAAUAGCUGCUUCCCAAUACAGCCAAAGAAAUCCCCAGGGGUCUCGGGUGUGGUGGUGGGGAGGAAGUAGACUUCCUAUGUGAGUUACCAGAGCUCCUGGAGCCAUUCCAAGGCGGGAGUGUGGGCGUCAGACACAGGCCUUUAAAACCAGACGGGCCAGCCACUGACUCCGAGGACCCAGAGGGCUCACUGAACCGCAGAGAUGAAAGGCCUCCUCAUACUGGCUUUGUUCCUGGCUUAUAGUGUGCCUGCCAUCCCAGGGAGCUUGCUAAAGCUGAGUGCCAUGAUCGAGGAUGUGACUGGCAUGGAUGCCCUGAUGAACUACGGUUUCUAUGGCUGCUACUGUGGCUGGGGUGGCCAAGGGACCCCCAAGGAUCCCACUGACUGGUGCUGCUGGACGCAUGACAAAUGCUACAAGCAUCUGGAGAGGAAAGGCUGCAGAACCCUAACACAGUCCUACAGUUACAGAAUCACACAGGGCCUGGUCACCUGCGAGUACCAGCCUUUUUGCCCAAUGCAGCUCUGCUCCUGUGACAAGAAGCUUGUCCACUGCCUGAAGAGAAACCUGUGGAGCUACAACCGUGAUUACCAGUUUACUCUCAACGCCUUCUGCAGUUAGUCGCCCUCAGUGAGCAGCCACACACACCGAAGCCAAACUCUCCUACAGCACAGGGGUUGUGCUAUGCAGGAUGCCCAGAGCACACUCUUUCUCUGAGUCCCCCUGGGGUGGGCGGAGUGCCGUGGCCACACUUCACCCUCCAGAGGAUUCCAGAGUAACUCUGGUUGAUGGCUUGGAAAGGCCCCAGGUCUCUGGGCCUCCGCAUGUUCGGUCAGCCCCCCAGGAGCCAGGGCUGCAUUUCAUUUUAAAUUUCUGUAAUGAGAUUAUCACCACCCGCUCCAGGGAAUCUUCACUCAAGUAGAAGCGAAAUUGACUCCAUAAAUCUGCUACACAGAUAUUAAAUAAAAUUCAUUCCCAAGGCUAAUAAAAAUCA
Molecule: messenger RNA, 1386 nt
Organism: Fukomys damarensis (Damara mole-rat)
Lineage: Eukaryota; Metazoa; Chordata; Mammalia; Rodentia; Bathyergidae
Product: calcium-dependent phospholipase A2
Exons: 5
Coding region: 597-1013 (138 amino acids)
Biological process (GO): arachidonate secretion; phospholipid metabolic process; negative regulation of T cell proliferation
Molecular function (GO): phospholipid binding; calcium ion binding
Source: RefSeq, a predicted model, not a curated record